UAUUUCCGUAAUAUCGGUGAUUUGAAAAAAAAAAAAAAAAAAAAAGGAAGGCGGUACCGAGAAAGGACCAAAGCCAGCGUUUUCUACGAAGCCUUGUCUACAUAUAAAAAAAUGUUUACAGUUAUUCGUAAAAAGUGCUCGUGACGACUGUGCUUUUCAAAAUGCGGCUCUUCAUUCGACUAACGUUCCAGGUAACGUUGAUUUUAUUCAUUCGUCGAUGCGAUGGGUUCAUGUUUAGCGGAUGGCUGCGAAGUACGACGGAGCGGAAUUUGCUAUCGUCGGUCGGUCAGUACAGAUAUCAGAGUUACGCAAACAACGACGCUGCUGCUGCUGUUGCGGCGGGGUUGAACCCUCGAUUCGAAUCGAAGAAGGACACGGGUAAACCGAACGUCGAGUCGGUGGCGGUGGUUGUAACGACACCGCCGCACGCGUCUAGCCCACCGACCGAUAAAGACAUCAUCGCAGCCUUCAACAAUCAACGAACUGGAAUUUCGGCGCCAGCACCAGCCAAAUACGACAAACCUUGGAAUCUUUUCGACGCGGUGGUCGUACAUUCGAUACCUUCGGUCGUUCCACCAUCUCCUAUCAGCUACGUGGCUUUUCCGGCGCAAAAUUUACCCUAUUUUUACUACAGAGACGGUGCUGGCGCUAAAGUGCAACCGGUGCAACAAAAUAUCGCAUCGUUCGCGACUACUCCUCCGGUGCCUGAGAAAACCAAAACCGUUCAAGUCGAGUUGAACUACAAAGACGACACGGUCGUGGAAAAAAUUGGCGAAAACGUCGUAUUGAAUAGUAAAGUAGCGUCAACAGCGGCAGAUAGCGGCGAGUCGUCGACAACCGCGUCCUCGGUUGUAACUCCAGGGCAACAGCAAAACGCUUCGCCAGCCGUAUCCGACUCCACGGCCAAACUGAAUUUACAAAACCGUCCGAUAAAAUUGCUGGGUUCUAAUCCAUUGUACACGGUGCCGACCAAUUUUACGUUUACGCCUCAAGUGUAUUACGCGCCGCCGGCCCCGGCGUCUGAUAUUCAAUACGUUCCGUGGAAUCCGUUUCUCAAGUCGCCGCUAAUAGCGCCCUUCUUGUACAGAAACGUUCAACGUGCUGUAUCCGAACGUUCGGAAAUUUUACCGUCGACGUCAUCGUCACCGUCCCCGCCACUUCAAGUAACCAACAACAACAAGCCUCAGAAACCGAUCUGCGAGAAUUGCCAACUACUGCCCGCCGCUUUUCCGAAUUAUCCGUAUGUGAGAAUUUUUGACGUCAAUGAGAAAAAUGUUCAGAGACCCUGCGCUCACGAAAGCGUUUCUAAUCCAUCAACGCCGCCGCCACCGCCACCGACUCCCAAUUUGAAGUCUUCCAACUUGGCUUACUUAUUCAUGCCCUCAUGAAUCGGAAAAUAUCUCGAUAUCACGCUUCAUAAUCCUGUUAUUUUUUUAUAGAGUACUUUAAUAAUAUGAUUACCUAGUUUUAUCGAUAUCAUACCAUCACAGAGUCACCCCUUUCUAUCUUGAAAUCCAAUCUCCCCCCCCCCCUCACAGACCAAAGUUUAAUCUGAAUGUAAUUACGCAGAAUGUGCAUUCAAUGUCCGGCAAGGUGCAUCUACUCAGUCAGCCAUACUUUAAAAUGUAACAGCGUCCAUGUAUAUAGCAUGCAUUACAGAACACUGGAUAUCGGCUGGGAACAUACCAUUUGUGCACAUUGGUGAUUACCAGGUUGUAUCAUAUUUCUAUAGGGGGAAAAAAGAGGGGUGAUGGGACAUGUACCCUAAUAUCAAAUCGUCUAAAACUUGUGUUUAAAAACAGAGAGGAUAUCACUCGUAUUUCACAGGAGGGGGAAUUUGAGGUUGCAGCUGUGACAUCUAUCAUGGGUAAAUUGAAUGUAAUCUCUUUAUACAGGCCACCAUAAGGUAACUUGGAUUUAUUUUUCAAAAAGCUUGAAACUGUGAUGAAAAUUGCAUCCAAAAAUGGGUUUCUAAAAAUUAUAUGUGGUUAUUUCAACAUAAACACACUAUCAAAUAGUCAUGCUGCAACAACACUUCGAGAUACAAAUAUAUGCUCUUGUUAUAAAAUGAACUUACCACGCAACAAACCUAUAAGAUCUAAAACUUGUUUGGGCACUUUUGUGAGUAUGUAUAGGUGACCCCUUUGGAAUUGAAGUACAUAAAACACAUAUCUCAGAUCAUGAGGGAGCAAUGUUCAUGCUCAAUAUCACUGCGAACAGGUACAAGAAGUAAAUUAUGUGAAACCUCAUCAACGAAUCAUAAAUGAUACCACCAGGGGAACAUUUCUCAGGUUACUUCAAGGUGAGAAUUGGAGUAACUGCUGGACUGAAACAGAUACCAUUAUUACAGCUUUUAAGAGUUUCCUAAAUGUGUUCUUAUUGCAAUAUCGCACCUCGGGAGUAAUAAGGUCACAUCUCAAAAAAAAUUGAUUUCGAUGUUUUUGCAUUUUUGGGGUUUGUAUGACCCCCCUCAACCAAAAAUUACACUUUGAGUUGGGUACAUUAUCUAGAUCUUGUAAAAAACGCAAAUGGCCUAACUCAAAAUCUCAACAACAUUGCAAGUUGUUUGGAGUUAUAAGGUCACAUCUCAAAAAACUCCACCUUUUUUGAGCAAAUUUCGUACAUACAAAGUGUUAACAAAUAGUUUUGAUUAUUUUGAAUGUUUGUCAGUUAGAAAUAGUCACAAGGAGUGCAUUUUUUAUUGGUUUGUACCAAAUGGAAAUUUUUUUUUAAAUUGAUCACUUUUCAGAAAAAUGAAUUUGCACAUAUUAUGAAAUUUCAGUUUUUUGAGAAAAACUCAAAAACUAAGCACUCUAGAAAAAAACUAACGACAUUGUGUCGAUUGGAAAUUUAAUUCUCUACAACUUUGUUAUCAUGAAAUUUUUUUUGGACCAUUCCUUUCACCUCCACAUCAACUUUAAUGAGAGGUUAUAACUCAAAACUUUUUCCAAACAUUGAAAUAUUUCCUCUUUAAGAUUGUAUUUUUCAAAGUGUACUUAUGCUAAAUGAAAGUAGGAUACCAGAUCUUUAAAAUGAGGUGCUAUUCAUUCCUCACAAUUAAGUAUAAGUUGAUAAAAAUAAUGAAUCAAGUUUAAAAAAAAAAGAAAAUCACUCUCCUGUAAAAUUUCACUUUUUUGAGAUGUGACCUUAUUACUCCCGAGGUGCGAUAUGAUGUGUCAUUUCCAUUUGGUAUACCUAGUGAAAGGGAAACAAAAAAGUAAUACAAAAUUCCCCCUACCAGCCAAAAUUGAAAUCAAAACUGCCCCGCGUAGCACAAGCGAUGCCAAAGUCGAUGGAAAAGAUGAGAUCUCUAAUCCGUCACUUGUCGACUUGACAUUUGUCGACACCAAUGUCGAUAUUAUGACGAGUGAGAAGUUGAUAUGAAAAUUGACUGUCCUCUCCCUUCAUUUUUUGUCUCGACAAGGUCACGACAUGGGUGUCAUUUUUUCAAGUGUAAAAGAGGCAAAUUUUGAUUGAAAAUGUGUGAAAUGUGCCCAAAACUCUUUUUUGAUUCAAAUGAAGUUAUUCUCAAAAAUAUUUCACUCUAAAAAAAAUUGUUUGAAAGAAAAAAACUUGCCUUGGGUAGGGAUCAAACCCAAGUUGUCACUGUCCUACUUGCUUCUGUCACGUUCUCUAACCACUAGACCAUUGCAGCUGUUGAGAGAAGUCGCCUUAAAAGAAUAUUUAGUCCAUAUUAUUUUGGACUUGGAAAAUUUUUCUUAUUGCGUUAUUGACUCAGACAUCGACAAAUGAGUCGGCAACACUUCAAAAUUUCUAAAAAUAUUUUAUAGAUCUUGUAAUCGACUUCAACUACCUCAUCAAUAUUAACCAGAUGGUUGAUGUCGAUUACAAGAUCUGCAGAAGUAUCUACUCGAUCACGACAUUUUGUAGAUACUUUUGUAGACCCUCUAAUCGAUAUUGAAAUUCAGGUUGUCUUGUCGAUGCCAAAGUUGAUAACAAUUAUUAGAUAGACAAAAGUAUAGAUUAUAUUAUGGACCAAAACCACAUGGUAACCAAUCCACUGGAAAUUGCUUCUGCUUUAAAUAAAUUCUUUUGUUAUCUACCAAAGGUCGAAAACUUGAAGGAUGGUGAAAAUCCCUUGGAUAAUUAAUUAAACCCAUCCAAUAAUUCUACAUUCUUCAUUGCACCAACAAACUCAGUUGAGGUCAUAAAUUUAAUUCACUCACUCAAAAAUUCCUAUUCAAAAGACUACCAUGGACUUGACACCUAUACUGAAAAUAGCAGCGCCAUAUAUUGCCGAACCAUUAGGCAGCCUCUUCAACAUGUCUGUUCAGGAAGGAGCCUUCCUCGAUAUCUAUAAGGUCAAUAUUGUGACACCUGUGUUUAAAAAGGGUGAUAGAAGUGCCAUGAAUAAUUACAAACCCAUAUCUAUAACAUUGAUCAGUGUUUUCCAAAGUUCUAGAAAGCUUAUUCUAUAAACACAUAUCAACAUUUUUCAGUGACAAUAAUUUGUUACACAGCUCCCAAUUUGGAUUUUGCAAAAACAAAAAUACAACACCUGCCAUACCAACUUAUUCGCUAUAUCUUGGAAAAUCUCCACAACAAAAAUGACAUUAUAGGGCUAUUUUGCGAUCUUUCAAAAGCAUUUGAUAUGAUUAAUCAUAAAAUAUUAGGAGGUAAACUAGAAAAAUAUGGUAUUAAGCCUGCUACACAUGAUAUCCAAUAUAUCUGACAAUCUCGAUUUGUCAAAUCAAAUUGAAUUCAAUCAAAUAUAUUUGGUUGCAUGGAAAGUCAAAUAUAUUAGAUCAUGUAAACGCUCUAAUAAUCUAAAUUUUUUUUCAAAUUUUAAAUGUUUUGUUGAUUGAUGACACCAAUUCUGAAAAUGGAAAUUAUUUAUAUUUUCAGGAUUAUUUUCAGAGUUGGUGUCUAUGGUGUCUCCGAUCAAUAAAACGUUAAAAAUUUGAGAAAGACAUCAUCAGAGCAUCCACACAACCAAAUAUGUUUGAUUAAAUUCAAUUUGAUUUGACAAAUCGAGUUUGUCAAAUAUAUUGGAUCAUGUGUACCAGGCUUUAGAGAGGGGUGGCUUUGGACUGGACCACAUCCUUUCUCAAAAAUAGAACUCAAAUUGUUAAGACAGAAGAUAUAAAUGGAGAAUACCAUUUCUCUGAACAAUAUCCAGUUGAGCAAAGAGUUCCACAGGGGUCAAUAUUAGGAUCUCUGUUCUUUAUCUAUUAUGUAAAUAAUCUUCCAAAAAAUGUAAGGAGUAACUUGAUCCUAUUUGCAGAUGACACUACAGCACUGCUUCCUAUGAAUAUGGGUAUCUCAUUACAGCAGGUUGUAGAUGAUUUGGUAGUAUGGUUCAGAAUAAAUAACAUGAAAUCAAAUGUUGAGAAAACAAACCUAAUGGCUAAUAUGUUUUGGUCACAGCACACACGCAAAAUUUAAAUUUGGCACUGCCUAUAACUAAAGUUGAAUGUCUAAAAUUUUUGGGAGUAUACAUCAACUCUAGUCCAACUUGGACUGAUCACAUAGACUAUUUAGGUCGGAAACUAUCAUCAAUAAUUAUCUUUUAUGGCAAUUAAAGGGUAUCACCAAUGUGCAAACUUUAAAAAUGGCAUAUUAUAGAAUGUUCCAGUCUAAUAGGGCAUAUAUGGCUUGGUGUUUUGGGGUGCUAAUAUCAGCCUUAUGCAGAGAAUUUUUGUAAUACAAAAACAAGCAAUUAGAAUCAUCUAUCAAAUGCAAGUCACAGAAUCAUGCAAGAAUGUCUUUCUUUUAAAUGAAAUUUUAACCUUACCCUGCUUAUACUUACAUAUCUGAUAGCCCAAAUUGUGAAGAAGGGCAUAGUAAAAUUACAUACCCCUCAACACAGUCAUUAUACUAGAAAUAGCUAACAACUUCAUAGCACACAAUUUAGGACUAAACUUUACCAAACUAGUAUAGACUUCAUGGCUGCAAAAAUGUAUAACAAAAUUCCAAAUGAAAUCAAAAUUAUCAAUUGCACAAAACUAUUUUCUAAAAAUGGCUGCUAAAAAAAAACAUUCUAUACAAUAGAUGAGUACACAUGGACCCUGUUACAUAACUGAGUACAUUAUUAUUAUUUUUAAGAUACUUACCUAUAUCAGAUUUAAUUAUGUGUGCUAAUCCUCCGGCGCCUCCGUUUUAUUUUAUUAUUCAUUUCUUUUUUUAUGUAUCUUUAUUAUUUCCUAUACUGUUAGUAAAUAAGUUGACUUUGUAAAUGAUUUGAUAAAUUAUUAUAAUAAUCAUUUUUAAUGGUAGCACUUUUUUUUUCAAAGGUGAUAAAUCUGAGGUCAGUGACCAUAAAAGUACAUAAUAUAACGAGUAAUUAUUAUUUUUUUAAUCUUUUUUUCUCGCAAGAAUCCAACAAUAACUGUAAAUAAAUAUUUCUAGUUUUUCUUU
Molecule: messenger RNA, 6378 nt
Organism: Planococcus citri (citrus mealybug)
Lineage: Eukaryota; Metazoa; Arthropoda; Insecta; Hemiptera; Pseudococcidae
Exons: 3
Coding region: 162-1388 (408 amino acids)
Source: RefSeq, a predicted model, not a curated record